Cicer arietinum (chickpea) is the source of this 868-nucleotide messenger RNA. The record is from RefSeq and is a predicted model, not a curated record. Lineage: Eukaryota; Viridiplantae; Streptophyta; Magnoliopsida; Fabales; Fabaceae.
UUAUUGAAUUUUGUUAGUGAGGACCAGAGGAGGAAAAUCUGACGGUGGUGAUUAUUCGCGAGUUCGGCCUCCUACACAAUCAAAUAGGAGAGCUGCUGUUGAAAAAAGGAGAAAGAGAAAUGAGGAAAGGCAGGCGCCCCAGGACGAGCAGCCCCAGGAUGAGCAGCCACAGCAAAAUCUUAUGUUUGAUGCAGAACAGGAUGAGCAGCCCCAUGAUGAGCAGCCCCAGCACAAUCAUGUGUUUUAUGAUGAAUAUGACCAGCAGCAGCAACAUUUUGAUGAUGAACAUGGUCAGCAGCACCAGCCUGAUGAACCCAUGUUUCCUGGAGGUCCUUAUGAUCUUUCUGUCCUUACAGAUUAUGAGCAUCAUAUUGCAAUUAAUGUGUGGAAUGGACAGGAAAGACGUGCCUUGAAAGUUGUUUCCAAUGGCAAAAAGCAAGACAAAUUUAUUGAUAUUAGAUAUCAUUUACCUGCUCAAAUAGAUCAUUGGAUUAAUAUAUCUGGAUUACGUCCUCUGAGAAGAUGUAGUUUGCAUAUGAUUGAUGGUAACAUGAUAUCUGCUUUUGCUGAGAGAUGGCACGCAGAGACUAGUUCAUUUCACCUGCCAUUCGGUGAAAUGACUAUUACUCUUGACGACGUCAGGGGUCUUUUGAGCAUCCCGUGUACUGGAGAGUUUUUCACACCUCCCGCAAAUGUCAAUGAAGAUUUGGCAAUUGCUGCUGCUGUUGAGUUGUUGGGGGUUACAUAUGAUGAAGCUGUCACUGAGACUAGGACCAAUAGAGGGGAAUGGUCAUCCACUUCUCAUUACCUUGGUUUUCCAACUCAGUUACAAGUAAAGACUCUGUCACUUCUUGCAAACGUUCCUUGA